AUGGUGGGACUUCUUCAGCUUCCUAACGAGCUGCUCGCUGUGAUAUUUGGCGGCCUAGACGCCCAAGGCUUCUCUGCCCUCCGGUUGACGUCGAAAUACGCCAAAUUGGCUACGUUGCCAGCUUUCAUCAGCCGGUACUUCCAGAUCCGCUACAUAGUGCUCUCAAGGCUCAGCCUCGAGAACCUUGCGGAGAUUGCACGACAUCCAGACUUUGGCCCUGCUGUGAGAACACUAGAACUCUGUACGGAUCAUUUCGUGGAGUUCCCAGAUAUAUGCGAUCAUAUUGCAAGGCAUGAAGGCGACAUAUCACUGGCCAUACAAGAAGGUCGAUACCCUCCCGCAGCUUCAAUGGGCAGCAUAGAUGAUACAUACUCAUCCGGCGAGGAGGAGAACCAAAGCAUUGGAGAGGAAGGUGGGGGUACCGAUGAAGGGAGUCUCUCGUCUCAGGACUCGUAUGAGGCGCCUUUGGAUAAGGCGGCUUAUACGUCACUGUGGGAAGAGCAGCAACACAUAAUCAUGUCCGGCCUUGCGCAGGCCUACAUCACGCAGGCGCUGAUUUCUCUUACCAACAUUGAGGCUGUCGUCAUUAGCAACAUGCACCGGCCCUGGGGUGCACUAGCGCAUGGCCGACAAACAGGUCGACCGCCAACGAACGUCCUAAACGAUUACGAGGAGGUUCCGUUUUUGGGCCAAGUCCUUCGCAUUACCCUUACAGCUGUUGCUACGAGUGGUGCCGCUCUUAGCAGCCUUGACAUCACAGCUGGCCUCCCUAGGGAGGCGAUUGGGCCAGACAUUCUCAGACCCUCGGAGUCACAUUUCCAAUAUUAUAAGAACCUCCCUCCAAGCCUUACGGAGCUCACACUAAAUGUAUCCGCUGAGGCAACGAGGGGCGCCGAGGACCGAUGGGCAGAUGAUCUAUCAGCAUUUCUCGGGGUGUUUCCACAACUCACACAACUGAAUCUGGUCAUCUCACCCGUCAGCUUCCGCCCACAGAUUGACCGGUUAAAACAGCUCGCACCAAAACUUCAACUACCGAAUCUACAAUGCCUAGGACUCUAUAAGGCAUAUUCGUUACUUUGGUCCGAGUAG
Chaetomium globosum CBS 148.51 is the source of this 1089-nucleotide messenger RNA. RefSeq lists its product as uncharacterized. The transcript is spliced from 2 exons. NCBI's taxonomy places the organism in Eukaryota, Fungi, Ascomycota, Sordariomycetes, Sordariales, Chaetomiaceae. The record is from RefSeq and is a predicted model, not a curated record. The coding region runs from base 1 to 1089 and encodes 362 amino acids.